AUGGCCGCCGCCGGUGCCGGUGCCGCCGCGGCUGCUGCUGCUGACGGCGGCGGCGGCGGAGGAGCCGCUGAGAGGCCGGAGCCGGAGCGGGACUCGGUGCCCGGUCGGCGGGGGAAGCGGGGCUCCCGCCGGGGUCACCGGGCCAGGCGGUCCCUCCGCUCGCUCGGCGCCUUCGUGAGGAACGUGUUGAAAAGUUUACUGACUUUGGCGCCGUUGGCGGGCGAUCGGCGGAGCGGCGGCGGCGGCGAGGAGGAGGAGGAGGAGGAAGAGGGGGGCGAUGAAGGUGAGCGCGGACAGAGAGACGACGACGGCGGCUUCAGGGAGUCGGACGUAAAGGACGUAAAGAAGAAGAAGACGACGACGACGUCGCCGCCGCCGUUGGGAAGUGGCGGGAAAAACCCGGAGCUCGAGCCGCCGCCGCCGCCAUCAUGGCCGCUGCCCCGCGGCUCCGGCCUACCGACCCCCGGGGCCCUGGGCUUGAAGAACCACGGCAACACCUGCUUCAUGAACGCCGUGCUGCAGUGCCUGAGCAACACCGAGCUGCUGGCCGAGUACCUGGGCUUGGAGCAGUUCCGGGCGGCCACCGGGGGGACCGCCGGGGCCUCCCGGGACCGGGACCGGGACCCGCCGCCUCCCGCCCCCGAGGUGACGGCGCUGCUGGCGGCCCUGGUCCGGGCGCUCUGGACCCGCGACUACACGCCGCAGCUCUCCGUCCGCUUCAAGAAUAUAGUAGCAAAAUACGGAUCCCAAUUCCGUGGGAAUUCUCAGCAUGACGCUCUGGAGUUCCUCCUCUGGCUACUGGACAGAGUUCACGAAGACCUCAACUCUUCACCCAACAAAAGGUCGAGGCCUAAUGCGAAGCCUUCCUGUGUUGGGGAUGAAAAUACCAUGGGAAUCCAGCAACCUGCACAGCAGACAGGCAAUCAGAGCUUUGUCCAAGAACUUUUUCAAGCCCAGUACAGGUCAUCCUUAACUUGUCCUCACUGCCUUAAACAAAGCAACACAUUUGAUCCCUUCCUGUGUCUCACCCUGCCCAUCCCUCCUCGGCAGACCAGGGCCCUGAGUGUAACCUUGGUUCUGCAGCCGAAGAAUCUGCGAUAUUUACGGACAGGGUUUGCUGUGCCGCUCCUGGGAACAGUGGCUGAUCUCCGGGAGCUGGUGGCACAGGAAGGGAAGAUCCCUGCAGGCGAGAUACUUUUGUCGGAAGUUUACCCCAGUGGAUUUGAGCGUUCAUUCUCGGAUGCGGAAGACUUGAACACGAUUGCCGAAGGGGACUGUGUCUAUGCCUUUCAGGCUCCCAGCUUGCGGGAGGAGGGUCUGCCCGGCUGUCAGGGCGUAGCCAAAGCACUGCCUCAGAUGGAUGCCCCACCGAGACUGUGUAUCAAGGCCAAAGUGCUUCUCCUAAUCUGCAACGUCGCAGGCUCCGGGACAAGGGCUCUCAGGUUUGGGCCCCCAUUCCUGGUGAGAGAAGAUCGCUCCCUGUCCUGGGAUCAGCUACAGGGCUCUCUCCUCAGUAAGCUAAGCCACCUGAUGCGGAGCGAGGCCCGGCUACAGAACACUGCAUCUCUGUUCCGGAUUCGGGUGGUUGGAACGUUGGCCGCUAACUUCUACCUCUCAUCGCAGGACAGUUGCCCCCUGCAGCAUCCAGCCGUGACCAGGGCGCUGGACUCCUGUGCUGCCGCUGGGCCCUGCCACGUGAAGCUGGUGGUGGAGUGGGAUCAGAGGGUGAAGGAGGAACUGUUCGGGAGUAUUCAAGAAGAAGUGGUUCAGGAUGCGGAGAGCGUUCGUCUCCAGCAUCAGCGGCACCAGGAGGCUCACAGCUGUACACUGGCUCAGUGCUUCCAGCUGUACACACAGGAGGAGCAGCUGGCCCCUGAUGAUGCAUGGCGGUGCCCGCACUGUAACAUCCUCCAGCAGGGAACCGUCAAACUAAACCUAUGGACCCUGCCCGACAUCCUUGUCAUCCACCUGAAGAGGUUCCGUCAGGUGGGGGAGAGAAGGACCAAGCUGUCGACACUGGUGACUGCCCCGCUGUGCGGGCUGGACAUGUCACCUCAUCUAGUGAAGAGACCCGCAAGCACCAAGAGCUUCCUGUCCCAUUGGUCGCCCUGGAGGAGGCCGCGCUCACCUGGAGAUAACUAUGUGUACGACAUGUACGCUGUGUGCAACCACCACGGGAGUAUGCAGGGCGGCCACUACACAGCUUCCUGCAGGAACUCUGUGGACGGCCUGUGGUACAACUACGAUGACAGUAACGUGGAACUGAUUCCAGAAGCCGAGAUUUGCACUCGAGCUGCCUAUAUCCUCUUCUACCAACGCAGGAACUCCAUCCCUCCCUGGUCGGCCAACACUUCCGUGGCAGGAUCCACAAGCUCAUCGGUGUCUGAUCACUGGCUGUACAGACUGACUGGAGACGACAAGAGAGGGAGCCUGGUGUCCCGAGCGUCCACCAAUUGCACAUCCCUCCCUUCUUCUCCGGAGUCUCCUGUCUUCCCAGAGAAUCAACUCAGCGGUGCUGUGGAGCUCCGCCCCUUUGCUCGAGGGACUCGGGGAAGAAGUGUGAGUAUGAAAGCAGCUGCACCAGUUGUGCCGAAGGAACCUGGACUCAAAUCUACGAUGCGCUGGUCGCUGGGAUCCAAGGACCGGCCCAGCUCUGUGCCUGGCGCCUUGGUUGAGUAUUUGGAAUCUGGUCGAAGGCCACGAUGCACGACCCAGUCCAUUGUGCCUAGAAUGACCAGCACUGUGGAUACACUGAGCUCAAAGCCUGAGCGGCAAGGUGCUGCUGAGGGAAUCAAGCAGCAGGGCAGUGGGAACGCAGAUGUCAUGGGAUCCAGGCUUCAGGAAUGCUCGAGCGACCUUCGCCACAGUCGCAGCAACGAGAUUUCCACAAACGAAAGGACGAGCUCGCUGAAGAGGAGCGGAAAACGAAGGAACAGCGGGUCGCAGCAGAGAAACUCCUUCACACUGGGUCCUAACAAAGCAGCGGUGGGGAGGAAGCCUUUGCAGGGCAAAGUGGAGGACUCGCUGUUGCGAGAGGAUGGCAAUGGCAAGUCCAGCGAUACCGUUUGCAUUGGUUCUGUGAGCAGCUUGGCUCUUAAUGACACUUUGAAGAGAAGUAAAGGGCAAUAUGGCAGCAGGAAGCUGGAUGAAUCCUACUUGUUGAGAAGCACUGCUCCUGAAGCCCAGGGCCUGACUGAGGCUGGGAUUCGGUACAGCUCAGGGGAAGAACCGAGACUCAAUGACCGAAUGCGUUCAUUCCUGAGAGUUAGCUUUCUAAAGAAGGACACAAAAAGGCAAUGCGACUCAGAAAAUUUUAAGGCUGGCGUUCAUGACCGCACACUUCCCAUGGCAACCCUUCCCAAUGGGGCUCUGAAUGGGCAGCCCAGGGGGGAGCAGGCGUCCGUGAUCAGCCCCAGAGCGGGAGUGGAUGAAGCCAAAUGUAGGGAGAUGUUAAACAGCGGUAGGCGCAGUUUGUCAGAAGAACUCAGGCGUUCGCGAAGCUCAUCCAGCAUCGAAGCUACGGGAUGGAGGCGAACAGGGUCUCUUGUGAAGAAUGGACCAAGCUGUCAACAGGCCAGGCAGCUGACUAUAGAUAGAGGUAGGUCUGCGACACUACAGAGGACAAGAUUCAGCUCCGCUUCACUGGGAAGAAGAAAGCCUGUGCCUGAAUCCAGCUUUUAAAGUAAACGGUUCCCACAAAAAAAACUGGUAAUUUUCUAAUUAGCUGCACUGAAGUUUUUUUUCUGUUCCUUGUUUACGUAAUGCCAACUCUUUGUAAAUAACAUUUUAAUUUUAUAGAAGUCUAUCUAAGAACACGUGAUGAUAUAGAUUGGUUAAUUUUGUGUAUUAUUAUGAAGGGAGUUUAUAUAUAACUUGACCCCACUGAAAUUAUUGGCUGAAUGUAACUAAAUGCAAUAAUGUAACAUAGGGAAAUUUGCAGAAAAAUUCUGAGACUUUUAUGCUUUAACAGAGGAAAUGUUUUUAUGGAAAUUUUUUAUUAUCGAUGAUGUUUGAAGAUGUAACCAAAUGCUGGAUAUUUCAGGUACCUGACCUGUUGCUAAAAACAAAUCAAUCCUCGCCUUGAACUUUGCUGGAUGAAAUUUAUGGGAAAUUGCACAAGUUUUCAUAUGAAUUAAACACUUUCAGAGUACA
This is a messenger RNA of Callorhinchus milii (elephant shark), 4152 nucleotides long. RefSeq names its product ubiquitin specific peptidase 43a (gene usp43a). Gene Ontology annotation, molecular function: cysteine-type deubiquitinase activity. Gene Ontology annotation, biological process: protein deubiquitination. The record is from RefSeq and is a predicted model, not a curated record. NCBI's taxonomy places the organism in Eukaryota, Metazoa, Chordata, Chondrichthyes, Chimaeriformes, Callorhinchidae.